This is a messenger RNA of Ctenocephalides felis (cat flea), 449 nucleotides long. Its product is annotated as DNA helicase MCM8-like. The coding region runs from base 27 to 449 and encodes 140 amino acids. The record is from RefSeq and is a predicted model, not a curated record. The transcript is spliced from 3 exons. NCBI's taxonomy places the organism in Eukaryota, Metazoa, Arthropoda, Insecta, Siphonaptera, Pulicidae.
GACAAGUUCGUCAGGGUGCUGAUAGUAUGCCAGUUACACUCAGGCAACUUGAAGCUCUAAUUCGGCUAACGCAAGCAAGAGCAAGAGUGGAUCUAUCGCCUGAAGCAAAAAUAGAACAUGCAAGAGAUGUUAUCGAGUUAACAAAAAUUUGUCAUUCAGAUUUAUUCUGCGAUGGUAUUGGAACUAUUGAUGUCAACAGAGGAAGAAUACCUUCGAGCAAAAUGAGCCAAAAUUCAAAGAUCAAGCGGUUUUUAUCUUUAAUUCAAAAGAGAUCAGAAGUGACAAUGAAGACAAUUUUCACUCUGAAUGAAUUGAAAGAGACGGCUAGCAAUGGUGGUCUGGUGCAUCACGGAUUUGGGUCAGAUUUUAGAGAAAUGAUAGACAAACUAAAUGAACAGGGUUGUCUUUUGAAGAAGGGACCGAAACUUUAUCAACUGCUGGUUGUUUGA